This is a messenger RNA of Candida dubliniensis CD36, 1917 nucleotides long. RefSeq names its product Zn(II)2Cys6 transcription factor AHR1 (gene AHR1). Gene Ontology annotation, biological process: positive regulation of transcription by RNA polymerase II. The record is from RefSeq and is a predicted model, not a curated record. Gene Ontology annotation, cellular component: nucleus. NCBI's taxonomy places the organism in Eukaryota, Fungi, Ascomycota, Pichiomycetes, Serinales, Debaryomycetaceae. The transcript has a single exon. The coding region runs from base 1 to 1917 and encodes 638 amino acids. Gene Ontology annotation, molecular function: DNA-binding transcription factor activity, RNA polymerase II-specific; transcription cis-regulatory region binding; zinc ion binding.
AUGGCAAAGAAAAAACUAAAUUCUACAAUAAAACGAAGUCGAACACGUUCUGGAUGUGUUACCUGUCGAGAUAGACAUAUCAAAUGUGACGAACAGCAACCUGUGUGCAAAAACUGUCUCAAAUCAAAUCGGAAAUGUUACCGAGGAAUAAGGUUAAACUUUACACAAUACACUUUUUACAACCCCGAUGAGAAUAAACCCAAGCAGCUGCAACGAAGUCAACAGUCGCAGCAUCAAACUCCUCAUGCAUUUCCCAAUCUAGAACCUAAUCCAAUACGACAGAACCAUAGAAUAUUAGACCAAUCGAUAACUAUUGCUUCAUUAUAUGAUGACAUGAAAAAAUAUAAGCCAUAUAUACAUUUGCAUACACCAGAAGAUUUAAGAGAAUCAGAUUUACAAUUCCAAGAAGAUACAUAUAAUUCAUACGUAUCCACAUCUGCAAUAAAUUCACGAGAAAAAAAACUGACUAGAAAAGACCCAGGAUUGUCAAAUUCAUUAUCGGUCAUUAAUCCAACAUUGGAAUCUGAGAUUAAGCCAAAUCCUGGAAUAUUGAAUCAAUUAAGUUACCACCCUCCAUCAAGUCUUAAUCCUGAAGUUUUGUAUCCAGCAACCACAGCAACAACAUCAACAACAACCACAUCAAGUCCUACUAGUCAUCAUUUACAUCCAUACUUUGUCAAUCUGGUACCAAACCCACCACUACCACCACCACCACUACACCAACACCGCCAAAUAUUAAAUACAUCUCAACAUCAAGAGAUAACAUCAGCAGAUACUAAUCAAUUUGACUAUUCCCAUUUAUCAUUAGCACAAGCUACACCCUUACUAAUAAAAUACGAUAUCACCACUUAUGUGAAGUUAAUUGAGACUGAAAAAUACUAUAUGCUAUUGGAUCUUGCCAAUGAGUUAGAUAUUUGGAAAAAGAUUAUACCUUCAUUGUGUUUACAAAUAUCUGAGAAUGAUUCGUUUCUAUUAGAUUGUUUAAUGAGUUGUGCUCAUAACACAACUGUCAAUCUUUUGGAUUUAACUAGUGAACAAUUGAAUAAAUGGGGACAAUUAAAAGAUUCUCCAGUGAUAUCAGAACAUAUUCAACAAUUUGAGCACCUACUAAUAAGUAUUGUGUUAAUUUUACUUGGAUUAUAUUUGAAUAUCACUAAAGCUCGUCUAACCGAUUAUCACAAAGUAAUUAUUAAUAAUCAAGCCAAAUUGUUUUCACAUGUUUUGCGCAAGAUUCAUACAUUUAUCACUACAAAUAAACCCAAUUCAGUAGUAUUAACGAAUGCCAUUCAAUCGAUAACUAUACUAAAGUUUUUCAUAGAUAAAAAUUAUGACUUUUCAUAUGAAUUUAAAAACAUCCAGAAGGGAAGAGUUGUUGAUACACUGGAUGAAAUCACUUAUUCUAAUUCAAAUUUAUAUUCCAACCCGGAUUUAUCCUAUAUUUCCACGUUCAAUGAAUAUGAGAUCCUGUACUUGAAUAAUUCGUAUCAGAAUCUUGUUUACGUUGAUCAAAAUAAUAGUAAUAAUAAUAUGGUACCUAGUGAAUCUCAAGUAUACAAAGAUCUAUUAUGGUAUUUGAUCAAAGUCGAUUUUAUUAUUAAUUAUCCAGAGGCUGCCCCCAAUUUGGUUCUUGACCCUAAUUUUGUCUAUCAACACAUUGAACAUUCAGCAAAUGAUUCGGGUUUACACAAUAGCUUAAAUUAUUUGCACCCACGAGUAUAUGCAAAAAAUUUCUUGAGAGAAUUUAUUAUUAAAUUAUUAAGUAUGGGCAACAAUACUGUUCUUGAAUCUUCUAAUGAUCGAAUAAAUAUAUUAUUCAACCACAUUGAUCAAAGUUUUAUGGACUCAGAACUAAAAUCACAACUUCAUCAUUGCUUUACUUGGACUAUGCGAUACAUUCACCCAGUAAGGAAUCAAUAA